Xyrichtys novacula (pearly razorfish) is the source of this 2201-nucleotide messenger RNA. NCBI's taxonomy places the organism in Eukaryota, Metazoa, Chordata, Actinopteri, Labriformes, Labridae. The record is from the annotation of a GenBank genome assembly.
ACUUCCUUUUCACUCCGGCAGAACUCGCGUGGCCUGUGUGCCGAACUUGCUAAACUCUUACUUGUACAAUAAAUAGUUGACUUUGUGUUUAACUUUGAAUAUUCUACUGUAUGUUUAAUAUGGCCUCCCAAGGUAUAUAACAGCGACUUAUAUUGUUUUACACCAACGCUCAUAUCUUGUGUAGCCGAGUAACAACCGCCCCUGGCCAGUGUUAGCUAAAGUAGCUCGGCCAACUUUGCUAUGGCACCCCUCCGGGUUCUGUGUAUCCAUGGUUACCGUCAGAACAGCGGCUCGUUCCGUGAAAAGACCGGAGCUCUGCGGAAGCUCCUGAAGAAACACGUGGAGUUCAUUUACCUGAGUGCACCGCACCGUGUGCAGCAAGUCAGCAGUGAAGGUGGGUAGUCCUCUACACCUGUGUCCAACUAAAACACGCGGAAGUAAACAGCAAUGAGGAGCAAACCUACUGAGAGUCACAGUGUAAUAUAUAUAUUUAUCUAUUGAACGUAAUUUUGUAGCCUGUUAAUGAGAACUACUGUAAGUGGCAAAUAUUUGUACAUUACAGUUUUCUGAAGAUAUGAAUACAUCUCAGACUAAAUCUUCUGUUACAAUUUUAGAAUUCACCUUUACCUAGAUCACCCUUCAAAACAAAGUUAUAAUGCACAUUUGUUAAUUUUGAGAUGCAUUCAUAACAUAAAAUGCAAUUUAUUAAAUAUUUUUAUUCAGUUCAGAUGUGAUCAGGAUGGAGGAUUGAAGAAAGAACUUGGAGCCCCUCGUCUGAAUUCAAAAUAAGACAACACAGAAAUGUUUAUUUAUUUAUUUGGAUCCCCUUUAGCUACUACCUAGGUAGCAGCUACUCUUCCUGGGGUCCACAAGAAGACAUUAAACAUUUGUAUAAAUUAAAAUGAUAAAAGUCCAAACAGGAAAAUUAUUCAAGAUGUUAAAAUCAUUACUAAAACAAGAAUUAUGAUGACAUUACAUUUCCAAUUACAACAGACACCAAUAAAGGCCAAGUUAAACGUACAAGUACUCAAAAUCCCCUUUGCAUGUAUUGUAUGUUGUCACAGCCUUGUCUAGAUGUUCUGUUUCUUUUUAUUUCAGUAAGUCUGGGUCUUUAGAUAUUGGUAUACCUUCUUUUUAAACACAAGUUUACUGGUUAACCUUGUAAUGGCAGACAUAUGGAAGACUAUUCCAUGUUUUCAUACCUCUGAACAUGACAGUACACUGUCUGGAGGUAGUAUUGGUGAGUGGAAGUGGGAAAUAACUAUUUGAUGCAUGCCUUGUAUAAUCACUUUGUUACUAUUAUUUUUCAGAUGCUCCAGAGAAGAACAAUUCAGAGCCCAGUACUGCCGGUGAUGAAGAGCCAAAGGGCUGGUGGUUUUCUGACAUCCAUGCUAAGAGUUUCAGUGCUCAGCAGAAAUGUGAGAACAGCCUCGGCCUUGAAGAAAGCAUGACAGCUGUGAGAGAUGCUGUGAGGGUUCAAGGUCCAUUUGACGGCAUCCUGGGCUUCAGUCAGGGAGCAGCUUUUGUGGCCAUGCUGUGCUCUCUUCAGGAACAAAAACUGGAGCCAGAGUUCAGCUUCCGCUUUGCCAUCCUAGUUGCUGGUUUCCGCAGUGCCUGUAAUGAACACCAAAAAUUCUACGAUGCACCCCUCCUGAUCCCCUCUCUGCAUGUAUUUGGACUGGAGGAUCGAGUCAUCCCAGACAACAUGAGCAGGGAGCUCCUCCCAUCAUUUCAGGAUGCCCAGGUUCUCACACAUCCUGGUGGCCAUUUUGUUCCCGCUGCAUCUGCUCAUAGACAAACAUACCAGGACUUUCUCAAGAGGUUUCAGUGAAGAGAGGAAGCCACAGGGACCGAGAUGAGUUAAAAGCUACCAACAUGGAAGACUUGAUGACAAAAAUAUGACCAGAGAAUGUUGAUUAUGUAUUGUUCAGAAAAAUCAUGUGACAUCUUAACUGGAUCCAUGAGGCACUUAGGGUAAAAUGCCAAACUUGAUGUCCUAACUUUUCUCUCAGGAAGAGCUGUUCUGGUCUGAUCUAUCCAGAACCAUAUAGUGCCUGCUAUCCUUCUAAAGGAACAUGUCACGUAACAUAAAAUGAAAAAAUAUUGCUAACUUAAUUUAUUCAAGUCUAUUUUUGUGAGCUGUGUGAUAAUUUUAAAGUUAAUCUGUAACAAAUAAAAUUCAACAGCCUCAUUUUUUCUGA